UGACCCACCUUGAUCACUUCCACAUCAAACGCCGGGAAAAAUGUCAAAAAAAUACGUGUUGAAAAAUGAUAACAUCAAAUUUUUGAAUUUUUGGUUGUAAAGUAUAUUGUAAAGAAAUCUGAAAAUAAUUUGUUUUUUGUAAUGAUGUUUCAUUUAACGUUAUUAACGUCUGCUAUAAAAAUGAUAUAAAUGACCGAAAUUAUGUUAGUACACACACGCAGCUCAGAUUACGAUUGUUGAUUCAAUAUCAAGCAUUAUUUCUUCAGCGCCUACAUCAUGGAAUUAUUAUAUCAUAAAACCAAUCAAGUAGUAUUGGAGAUACGAGACUGUUUUCAAAAGUUGGGUCAACUGAAACAUUCGAAUAUUGAUACCUCAACUCUCGAAGAUGAAAUCAAAGAAAAAAUAAAUCUUGUCGAAAAGAAUUGCGAUCGUUUGGAUAUUCUUGUGCAGAAAGAACCCGUAUUAAAAAGGCAGAGUUCGAAAUUGAAAGUGGAUCAACUGAAAUAUGACAAUACGCAUUUUCAGAGUGCAUUAGCUAAACAUAAAGCUGAGAAAAAUCGCAAGUUGAUGGAACAGAGAGAAAGAGAGGAGUUACUUAGUCGGCGAUUCACUGAAAAUAAAGCUUCUGGCGAUACAGCAAUUUAUAUCGAUUAUUCCGUUCAGCAUCAGAAUUCGUUAAUGUCAGCAAAUCGAGGUGUUGAUGACCUGAUCAGUUCGGGAUCGAGUAUUUUGGAUAAUUUGAAGUCGCAGAAGAAUAAACUGAAAGGCGCGCAUCGUAGAGUUCUGGAUCUUGGUAAUACUUUAGGAUUAUCCAAUACUACAAUUAGGUUAAUAGAAAGGAGAGCCAGAGAAGAUAAAUAUGUAUUGAUCGGCGGUAUUAUAUUAACCUUAAUUGUCAUGAUAUUAGUGAUUAUGUAUUUAAUCUAAUUUUUCUCGAUCGAUCACUCGCGAUAUUCCGAAUAAUUCCAAAAACAUGUAUUUCACGAUACAGAAAUAUUUCAUGAAAUGAAUGACGUCAUCUUCAAUUUAUUUCGAAAUGAGUCAGUCAGUCCGCGUUGUUUGUUGAACAUGUGCGUGUUCUCGCUAGGGUAAUCGAAAAGUUCAAAAUCUGGUGUUGAUGUUGCACGAUGCUGAGAAAAAGUGAAUCAUAUCGCCAGUUCUCAGAUAUCAGCUAGUGUUCGUUCUCUGGGCUAAAUUGUUCACGAAUACAAAUAAUUAUCGGCAUGGGAAAAUGUUGAAAUUCACUUUUUUAAUUUCGCUUUUCACGUAUUCAGAAAUGAAGAAGAAAAAUAUUGAACUCUGAAUAUUCGUUUUGGUUAUUAAAGUUUCCUCGCCUAUCAAUAUCACGUUUUUAAACGUAAAUCUUACGUUUCUGAUAGGUACGUCGUAAUAUUUUCGUGCAAAAUUUUUUUCCUCUAUGGUUUCUUUUUUAACUUAAUUAGUAACCGGUAUUUUGUAAGUUGAAUGCUCGAAUGAAAUUGGGCGGAGAAACUUCAUUUUGAUGAGAUCCGUAUUUCGAGACAUUCCAGUUACGUUACUGAAACCGACAACUAGAUGUCAUUUGCUGACUCUGGCGGUUGAGACGAGAGUCUGAUUUCCUUUUGUUUUGCGGUUCACGAAUCACCAUUAAAUUACUCGCUCAAAUUUGAGAUUUUUUUUUCACAUGCGCGUAUACUUCAGUACUAAUUUAUUUGAGGACGAGUAAGCUCGAAAGGUAUUUUAGUCUGAGCUUUGGAAGGCGAAUUGUGUAUGAUGAGUAUAGUUAUCCUUUCCGGUCUCUAGGUGAAUUCAAUGUCCAUAUAUCCUAUCACAUUUAAACCCCUUGGAAGAGGGCAAAAGAGUUUCAAAAUUCAGUUUAUUUACUCGUAUUACUCGUAUUUUGUAAAAAUAGGGUUUCUCAUAUUUGCUAUGCGAUUUUUUUCUUCAAUUUUUGUAUUUCGGAUUAUUUUUACAGGUAUUUAUGAGUAAUUCUUUACAGUUUUUAAGAAAUGUCUCUUUUGUAUAUUCAUUUGUUGAAAAUGGUUAAAAGCUUGCGUUAGUUAUUAUCGUAUUAACUAUGUAUUAUCUGAUUUUUCUAUUUUCAUGUCUUAUAUUGUACUGUUGUAGCUACCUAGACGUUAAAAUUUAUCCCUUAUGCAACUUCAAGAUUUUUCUGUAUUCCUUCAUCUUGAUGGCAAUUGUGAUCCUUUUUUUGUUGUUGUUUGAAUUUUUAGCUAUGAUGUUCGUAUGUAUCUACCUAAUAGCAUUUUUACGAAUGAAAUUCAAUUAUUCAUUGUUGAUCGUUAUUUUUAUAGUUGUUCUUUUGAGGAAAUAGAAUAUUUUCUAUAACA
Messenger RNA from Planococcus citri (citrus mealybug), 2330 nucleotides. It is a transcript of the gene Membrin, whose product is annotated as golgi SNAP receptor complex member 2. The record is from RefSeq and is a predicted model, not a curated record. Gene Ontology annotation, molecular function: SNAP receptor activity; SNARE binding. NCBI's taxonomy places the organism in Eukaryota, Metazoa, Arthropoda, Insecta, Hemiptera, Pseudococcidae. The coding region runs from base 277 to 927 and encodes 216 amino acids. Gene Ontology annotation, biological process: vesicle-mediated transport; vesicle fusion. Gene Ontology annotation, cellular component: SNARE complex; endoplasmic reticulum membrane; late endosome membrane. The transcript has 5 exons.